Molecule: messenger RNA, 8466 nt
Organism: Ectocarpus siliculosus
Lineage: Eukaryota; Phaeophyceae; Ectocarpales; Ectocarpaceae
Source: the annotation of a GenBank genome assembly
AUGAACAGGGCUUGGAAUCAGAUGCCAUCGGUCCAUCGCCCGCCGGACGGUGGUUCUCCGAACAAGGAGUCUUCGAACACCGGCCUACCGAGCGAGGACCAAGCUUCGUCUGUCGCCGUCGCCGCUCGCCGUCCAUCCCUCGAGCAAGUGCUGCUGUCUACCGUCAAUCAGGCCACGAGUCGCAAAGCCGGCGGCGACAUCGACGACGACGAUGACGAACGCAGCGCCACCGAACCGCCAACGUCGUGGUCCUUCGCCGCCCGCCAGAGGAUACGACAAGAGCUUCGAGGGCUCGCUCUCGAUCACGGCGAGCGCUUGCUCGGCGUCGUGGCGAGGAGACUGGUGGCGGUUCCUGAGGAGAGGGGAACGGGAGCCACCAACGCUGAUGGUAUCGUUCGUGGAAGAGCCGCAGCCGGGGAGCGAACACAACGGGAGCAGCCAAGCGCGGGCCAUGGCGGUUUGGAUUCUCGAGGAGAGGAGGGACACCAAGAGCAAGCCGAAAGACCCCCAAGGCAACGGAGGCAGCCCAAGCAGCCUGGAGUUUGCGACCAGGAGCAAGGGGGGAAAGAAGACGAGGAGGAGGACGACGACGACGACAACGACGACGUUAUCCGCCACCAGGUGGUCCGCAGGAGGAGAAACCUGAGGCACGAAGCCCGUCCGUACGACUCGUGGAAUAUGCGGUGGGCUCUGGCCGUGGACGAAGGCGACAUGGCGGACUUGUCCACGCUCGCACUCGAAGCGUGCUUGCUAGAGGAGGCUACCGGUGAUGGAUCGGAAGCCGGCGCGGAGGAGGGCGCAGACCUCGUCGUGAAGUGGCGGAAGGCAUUCCGGGAGGCCGUCACUUCGACAGGCGGAAAACGAGAUUCUCUAGCUCCAAGCAGAUUCAACUUCUGCAGCAGAAUUUCUGUCCAGGACAAUUGCUUGUCGGUGCCUCGGGCAAUUCAGCUGGCUUGUGAGCUCAUCCCGCACGCAACGGAGACUCUCGCGAUCAAGAACCCUCUCGGUGCAAAGCCAGUGCUCAUCGAAACGUUCGAGGCUGAAAUCACGCCCAACUUGCGUGGAGAGGAGUUCUUCCCCAUCACACACAGGUUUAGUGGCGAGCAGAAGGGUGUAACAGAGGACGUGUUCUUGUCGGCAGCGCUGAAGCUGAGCGCUGCAUGUCUUGGUGGUAUCGACGCUCAGCUCAGCGAGGUAUCUUCCGAUUUCUCUGAGGAGGAAGACGGCGAGGUGGAGGCAUUGAUGGUGUCGAGACUAGCCGCGGACGAAGAAAAGCAGCGUGAACACGCUCGGCCCAUCAAUGAGAACAAGGACCAUCGAAACCCGACCGUGCUGGACGCCAGUAUGUGGGACGCAAAUAGUAACACUGACUCGCUCUCAGGGGUAGAGGUUGCAGCCCAUCCUUCGCGCACAAGAACAUCGAUGAGACCAGAGCAUCUGUCUGAGAUUUACGGCAUCAGCACCGCCCCCUGCGGCGGGAUCAGUCUUAAGGUCGACGUCCGCGGAAACUUCGAGGAAUGGGACCUGCAAGUGUUCCCACCUCUAGAAGACUUCGUGCGCCGCGCCAAACAAGCUCAAGUGCAGGUGCUGACCGCUCUUGCGCGAGUCCCAUGCAUCCUAGAGCACCCCGAUGUAAAGCCGUACCAGACAAUGGUUGAAGGAUACGGACUGGGCUUCGAGCUACCGCAAGGCGGUGAUGAAGAAAUUGCGUCGGAGAGAGAGAACACCUCUACAUCUUGGCAGGAGACAGGGGGGAGGGGUAUUGCGGAAACCACGCACAGGAUGGAGCAGGUUGCCGAGGGACCCAUGGACGAGUGCGGUUGGUUGGAGAACCUUUCCGAAGACCCUUACUACCGUGGUCUGCAAGAUAAGGUGUUCUUGUCGCUCGCGUCCAGCCAUAACUCAGUGUACCGCAUGGUGGACGGGUUUCGACCUCUACUGCAGGAGUUUCAGGCUCUAGGAACGUUUACAGCAGAGAGGGAAAGGGAAUACGAAAGACUGCAGAGCACCUCUGAUCCCGAUGCGAUCGCGGCAGACGUGAUAGCCUCCGCAAAGAGAACAGGGAACAAGGCGGGGUGUCUCGACCUCUCCCCGGUUUUGCUCGCCAAGCCCACUACGGAAUGGCUCCAUAGCUGGUACUCGAGGUUCGAACGCUUCCGGCAAACUGUUCGUGCCACCAAGAUCGACAGCCCGCAAGCACUGCUAUCGAUAAACGCGACGGACUUGAUAACAUACCUCGUGGCGGUGUUCUUGUGCCAGAUAGAACAGUGGCUGUGGCAAUUGCGCGACGAGGUUCAGAAGCUCCAAGAGCUUGGGAUUUUGCUGAAAAAGAUCGGGUGCUUCGAUGCCUGGCCAUUACCCCGCUUGGCGGUCAAAACAGGCAGUGGAGUUGUGUCCGCGAACGGCGACGGCUCAUCGAUGCCACUAUCACCACCGACCACUUCCAAACCGGCAGAAAUAACGGCAUUUUCGCCAACGAAGACCUCGCGAGGGGAUGGAAACGGAAAAGACGAAACGCCAACCAACGAUGUUGCCCGCAGCGAGCAGCAAACCGACCCGCCGCCAGACGACGGUGGUAAGAACAACGUUUCUCGCGGGACUGCUGGAAAAUCGUGUGGUUUCUUUGACGACAGGGGCGGGUACGAUUUCCGAGCGGUGGAGAACCAAACGCGAGAGGCGACGGAAAAUGUCGGCUAUCACCUGGUCGUUCUGCAGCGCUCGGUAGACCAGGCGCACAUCAACAUGCGCAUCGCGAGCCAGGAGUUUUCUUCUCUCCUUAGGAAGGCGUUGGAGUCGUUGAGCCGCGACAUCGAUCGGUUAGAGGCAGAUAUUCUGGAUCCUGCUCUGUCGAACGCUUCCACGGAUCCCACGAAAGCCUGCUCGCGGUUGGAAGGGUACCGCCAACGGUUGGCCGAUUUACAGGAAGACGAAUCUCGGUACCACCACUACAGCGGGUUCCUUGACAAAGACGUGGUCAGGGCGCUUGCGAAAGGGGGAGGCAAGAACCAGUUUGACGAGGAAAACAUGCGGCUCGACCUUGAACGGGUCGGCGCUGAGAGGAGACAGCUGGUUCUCAAGUGGGAGGCCCAACGAAAGGCCGUCCAUAUCCGCCAAGAGUGGGAAAGCUCCGCACUCAUCUUCUGCGACGCCGAUGUCAUGGCUAGCCAGCUUUCCCGGGUUGUCCGCGCACACGCUUUCGCCGUGGAAACCGCCGGGUGCGCAGACGAGGUUUCCGCUUCUUGCGAGGCGACCCUGGCGCACCUUGGCAGGGUGGUCGAGGCCGUUGGAUUUCUGCAUAACCGAGACCUGAGCGCAGCGUACUGGGAGAGGGUGGAGCAGGCAAUGCCACUGAACGAGGACCUCAAGAGGGCAGCCCGAAAAGAGUUCAUGCCCGCCCUCAGACAUGCCGCCGGCCUGGAAAAAGGACCACCAGCUGACAUAAACGACAACAACGGCGAAUCGUUCAACCAAGCGGAACCACCUUCAGCGGAAAAGGGCGAAAAAACCGCGAUCGAAAAAACGGGAGUGGCAGACUCUGUGGAUCCAUUAGCGACUGAGUCUACCGAUUCGGUCACGGGACCAUCGUCUUCUGGCACCGCGAAGGUGUUUUCGUCAGUCGCAACGCGGGUGAUUCCCCCCAAAUUCGACGCCGGUGGCAAGCUAAGGGUCAGUAAGGCGGCCGCAGUCGUGUCCUCGGUGGCUGGGCGUGAGCGUCGAGGAGAUGCACGACGGCGAGCAGAGGUUUACGAGGUGUUCCCGAUGGCAGCGGAGUGGGGGGGGUUGUCGUUGGCAACCUUGCUCAACCACGAGUUACUUGAGAAGAUUAAGGUGAUAGGCUCGAUCUCCGCGGAGGCGACCGCUAGCGCCGUGCUCCGCAACACACUCGAGGAGCUAGAGGGCGUGUGGGAAGCAGCCCCGAUGAUUUUUCUGUGGCGUUUCAACGAGGGUGCCCCAGCCCCUGGAAUCACCAAGCAGUCUCCGACAGUGGACUCAGACUCUCUAAGGCGUCGUCGGCUGUACUCGCGGGUGUUAGCAGAGCCCGCCUUAGUCCAGCAAGGAUACAGCGCUGGCACCAUAGCGGGGGGGGUGGGCGGCGGUGGCAGUGGAGGCGCCAGUGAUUUGCCAGCGAGCGAGGGAUUCACUUCACUGUUGUCGAACGGAGAUGAGCUGCUGCGCCUUGCGGAACACUGCCGGUUGGUGGUGGAUAGCGUUGUUGAUGCUCCUUCCGCGCUGCUGGCUGUGGGAAAUAUCGGACAAGCUGCUCUGGAGUGGCAAAAGAGGAUUUCUUGGUUUCAGGAGAUACUCACAAACUGGAUGGCCGUGCAAGAGCAGUGGGUUCGACUGGCACCGGCCUUUGUUCCUGAACACCUCGACGAUGGAGUCCCAGCGCACGACAGGGUGCGCUUCACGGACGUUUCGGGAUCAUUCCAGAACAUCCUGGGGACACUUCGAGCAGACACGUGCAUGACUGUCCUAGCAGGAAAACAGCAAGGAGCUGAAAGAGGGGGCAGGAGUCUGCUCGCGAAAGUGCGCAAACUCCAAGACGACUUGGAGGGCGUCUCCAUCACUAUGGACAGGCUGUUUCGCGACUGGGCGGCGGGUCGCGUCGGGUCUGGCGCAGCAGCGGGAGAGACGAACGAGCGCGCCGCGUGUAUGUUCCGAGGGAUCGGGGAAAUUCUGUGGAAGGAGGUCGUUAGCACCAACGGGACCACCGUUAGGACCCAUAUGGCAGCUACUGGUGUCCGCUGCUGCGGCGCCGGCCUCGAGGCGGUACCGUUCUCGUCCCCCAUCCCAGCCGUCGGCCGCUUGGAAAUUUGGGUCCGGGACUUCGACCGGCAGCUGAUGUCUGCAAUCGCCGAAGAUGUGGAGAUCGCCGCGAAUUCUCUUCGCCAGUACCAGGCGGGGGGUGGUUUCGGUCACCUUGGCUUGAGAACCAGCGGCCUCAACGCCAUCCCUGGGCUACUGCCAAAGUCAGGGAUACCAUCUUCUUCGAACAAACCAGCGAAUACUGCGACCAGCGAGAGAAGCGGCGGUGACCCUUAUGCGGUCGGUGGUGACGGAGAUGGCGGGAAAAACGGGGAGCAGACGACUACGGGGCGUCAACCAAGCGUGCAGGGACAGUUGCUUGCCCGGGGAGCCCAUUGGACCGCCCAGAUAGAAUCAGUGCUGGCCUGCACCAUUAGUGAGCCGUUGCAUUCAACCGACGGCGGCAACGGUGGUGGUGGCGCCGCAGGAGUUAGCGCGGCGACAAAUAAGCCGGAACGCAACAAGCUCCAAGAUGUUCUGGAGUCACUCCUCCUGAGUCUCAACGCUUGGUCGGGCGAGUUUAGCCAACCCGAUGGAUUGACCGCGUACAAUUCUCUCACAAUCACAGCACUCACAACCCAGGCGCUCCAGCAGCGGGACGUUGUAGAAGAGCUUCUUCAAACAGUGUUAAUGCCACCGCCAUCGCCAUCCCCUACGCCCCCUUCGGAAAAUGGAGGGCAAGGGCGACAGGCAGGAGAAACCCUUGCCACAUCGGCAGCCAGCGGUAUGGCACCCUCAUCGCCCACGGCACGGUCGGCGCCUUCCUCAAUCAAUGGGCAUCGGGAUCGAGAGCAUGGAAUCGACGAAGAAGAAAAUUAUUUUCCGUUUUUGUGGGCGUGCCAUCUGCGCCACUACUACACCUCUCCCGAAGAGGUGCAACCCCUGAACGGCCGAGCGCAGCAGAGAAGCGACCUGCAAACCGACAACGAUGACAGGAGUGAUCACGGCGCUGCUGGUAGUGGUGGGACCAAAAAUGAAGGACGAGGAGGGUAUGAGGAUCAGGAAAAUGAUUCGGUGCCGCCGCCACCACCGCCGCUGAUUCGGGUCAGCGUCGGACCAUGGAACGUCCCGUAUGGAUUCGAAUACGCUGGCACUCUGGAGAGGCUGUGGCUCACACCAUUAUCCGAGAGGUGUUUGCUACACGCCGUACACUGUGCGAAGGCUGUCAGCAGUGUCAUUGCUUCUACUCUCAUGGCGGGAGGAGUGACGGUCUUCGCUGGAGUCGAUGAGCUGCCCAAGGUGUCUCUGGCUGUGCUCGCUGAGAGCCUACGGGCGGUCAUGCUUUGCAUGCAUGCGGGGCAAGAGAAGGUCCUUGUCAACGGUGAAGAAGUGCCCCUUUCCACUACACCCCAUCUUUUGCCAAACUUCGACCCUAUCUUGCAUCAAUGGAGACUCCUUCCAUGGGGCAGGCAAAGGGCGGCAGGGGCUGGCAACUGCUACCACAACAACCCCGGCGGCGGCGGCGGCGGCGGGCCCUUCCUCGGGUUUUUCGCAACUCUAGCACGAACGGGGCCGGACCCGCAGCUACCCCUGUCCGUGCGUGCCGCGUUCCGCCCGGUCCUUACGGUACUGCCGAAUAUUCCUUUGAUUCUGGAGGCCAUGCUCUUGAGCAGAGGGUUCGUGGGAGCCCGAGCGCUUGUUCUAGGUCUUGUCGGGGGCUUGCGCGAGCUUCAAAACAUCCCCGCGCCUUGCCACACGCGUAGUGACGGGAACGCAGGAACCCCAGGGAGUAUGCAUACGGGAAAGCUAUCCUUUGAAACGGCAACCGCUGCUGAAAAGAGCAGUAACAAGAGCAGCAACAAUAGGUGUAGUGCUGGGGGUGAUUCAGUGACUCGGCCGGCUGACCCGGCAACGCUUCUGCACACGGUGGCAGUGAAAGCGGUCCGGACUGCGGCUGAGCUUUUAGCCCCGGAGACUGCUCGAGAGCUGAGAGCCGCCAGGCGCAAGCUAGGCCUUGCUUCCCUGACCAGCUCCGAGCGGAAAGAGAAGACGAAACACUUGUCUAGAGCGGUCGAGGCACGGGUCUUGAUCGCUGGUUUCGUCAGAGCUUUGCUUUUCGAGGAGACGGGCGGGGAUCCGCGCGCCCUCAAGUCUCAGAAGACAAAGAAACCUGCGCUCUCUACUAGCGGAAACACUAACAGUACGUCGUCGGCUUCUGCUGCUUCUGCUCCGAAGAUAGUCCCCGUGGAUAACUUGGCAGCAACGCCAAAAGAUGCAGGGCAGCUGGAGAUUGAUGCUAGGCGCGCAGUUAUGGUGUCGACCUUCCAGAAGACACAAGUUUUGCAAGAGAUCCUGAAGCCUCUAGAAGACAUGGCGGCCACAGGGCGGAAACUGGCCCAACAAAACUUGAAGCUGCGUGCAACGGAACUGGCCGAGAGCGGCACAGCCAUUCGCUCUCGCGACGUGGCCCAACUGAAAACCCUCGCCAAGCGAGCGCUGAUCAUGAAUGGCAUGUCUCCAACGAAGGAUCAGAUCGACGCCGCGGCAGAGCUUUGGCAAGCGCUGUGGUCGUGCUCCAGACCAGCCGUGAUAAUGACCGGCGCCGCCGGCAUCGGGAAAAGCUCAAUACUCCAAGCGAUGCCCAAGAUGGCGGAGCACGUCGAUCUGAUCAACCGGAAGCUCAACAAGUCGCUCAAAAAGCAGGUUCCGAAGGCAAAAAAGAAGCAGGACGGGGCUGAGGCGGGUGGAGCAACUACCCAACAUCCUAACGCGUCGGUCUUGGACCCCCCAGGGGCGGUUUUCGAGCCACCUGCUAACUCGAGGGGAGCGGCACCGUAUCGCCGGAUCGUAAACCGACAGGUACCCUUCCUCGCGUACGUGAACGCGACGAGCACCGGUCGUAAAGGCGGGAAUAAGUCUGAUGAUGGUGGCACCGUGGCAUCCGGGGCAUCCGGUUCCAGCAAAGGCACCAAAGCGACCACUAUCUCCGAGACUUCGAACGUCUCCGGUGCGAGCAGCGACGGGGGCGCAAGCGUCUUUAGCCAGCGAAGCGCAGCCACCAAGAGCUCGAGCGCUUCCGGAAAGAGUAGUUCUGCGGGCAGCGGGGUCGCGCGGGUGGGCAAAUGUGGGUCUGGAGGGAUACCUCCGGCUACCAUCGAGGGCUCGGCCUUCGUCGUCCCAGCACAAGAGAUCGAAGUCUUGUACACUGGCGGUUGCUCGGCGGAACACCUGAUUGGCUCCACAGACGACAAAGGCUGCUGGCUAGAUGGCCUCCUCGUGAGGAGGUUGCGCGCCUUGGUAGAAGGGGUGCGUGGCGGCGCUUGCACCACGGCCAAGCGGUCCCGACACCGAGCGUGCGGAGUGGGAACCGGUGACGUUUGUCUCCCCCCUGCUGGGAAAGCCACCAGCGGGUUUUCGCACGGGUGCAGGAGUCGGCUGCUCGUGCUCGAUGGUCCAAUUUCGAGGGUGUUGGAGGGCAUCCUCGCGAGCGACCAUGCAGGCGGUCCGCCUCUCACCGGGCCGGAGGAAUGCAGGCACAGCUCACGCUGUCUGCUUCUCCCGGACGGUGAAGCUCUGGCACUCGAUGCCUGGGGACACGUGGCUGUGGAAACGGGGGAUGUUCGGCAUCUGAGCCCCUCGACGAUCACGGGCGCGGCCAUCGUGCAUCUACGCGCGGACGGCCCCGCAUUGGUCAAGGGGAUGCGAGAGGUCGGGCAUUAG